Arxiozyma heterogenica is the source of this 1947-nucleotide messenger RNA. It is a transcript of the gene ASI1, whose product is annotated as putative ubiquitin-protein ligase ASI1. The coding region runs from base 1 to 1947 and encodes 648 amino acids. The transcript has a single exon. Gene Ontology annotation, molecular function: ubiquitin protein ligase activity. The record is from RefSeq and is a predicted model, not a curated record. Lineage: Eukaryota; Fungi; Ascomycota; Saccharomycetes; Saccharomycetales; Saccharomycetaceae. Gene Ontology annotation, biological process: protein ubiquitination; ubiquitin-dependent protein catabolic process.
AUGACUAGAAUAACUCUGGAAGGAAUGCGUAUUAUACAUUCGUAUUUAGAUCAAACGGAUCAUUUUAUUAUUGAUCCUUCAUGGAGAUAUUCAUCUUUGAUUAAUUAUCCUUAUCAAUUCAUUAGAUCUAUAAUAUGUGCAGUUAAGGAACAAAGAGAAGAAGCAUAUCGGCAACACAAUAAACUUUUUGAUAUUGCAUUGACUUUUGUUUUCAGUAAAUACGCCAUAAUAUGCUUAUUAACAGCAUUAAUAUUGAAUGAAUUUAUUAUAUCUAGAUCACCACUAUAUAACACAAGAUUGAGGAAUUCAAGAAGAAAACACCUAAUAAAGUUAUCUACUAGAACACAACGUGCUAUUCAACUGAGUAAUAUUUUCAUAUUAAUAUAUGCCCUAUGUCUCCCAUUUUUUGAAAAUGAUCUAAUAAAAUGUCUUUUUAAAAGAUAUAUGGCUUUUGUAAUAGGCUAUACAUUUUCUACCACUAUUAGUAUAGUAAACCAUAGAUUACCGUUAGAAAGUUCUGAAUAUUCGUUGUUUGAAUUAACUGUACAAUAUUAUUUUUUGGAAAGAAGGCUUCUAAAUCCGUCUUUUUCAGUUAAGGAACAGUUAGCAAGAUUCAAAUGGUAUUUUAUUCCAGAUUCUAGUAUGGCCUUGAUUAAUUUACUAAUUAUUCAUAUGGUGGAGCUUUUCAAUAUCAAGAAAUACCGUUUGCAUAUUACAUGCGUUGGUGAAUUUAUCAAUAUGUCAUACAUUACUACACUAUGCUUUUUAUACGGUAUUGAAAAUAUCCCAUUUAUUAUUCAAUACAGAAAUUUCCCAAAAAUAUUUUGUACUUUAGUGACUGUGUUAUCUCUUUCAUGCUUUUUAUUAGCAGUAUUAGUAAGAUGGGACCCUAGAAAUCCUAGAGACGUUCGUAUCUCUGAUUUGCAAUAUUAUUCGUUUAUGAAAAAUUGGUGGAGUCAACUUAAUCUAACUGGGGAAGAAGAUUAUUCAUUAAUGAUUAAAAAAUUUGUUCAGUUAAUAUAUUCAAGAAAGAAUACUCAGUUGCGUUAUUACCAUAGAGAAUUACCACAUAUUGUCAUUAGAACAGAUAAUAAACUAAUUCCAGACAAUAUUAAAAUGUCUUCAUCGACCAAUUCGAAAGCUGAAAUCGAUUCUAAUAUAUCCAUUAGUUUGUGGAACAGAUGUAUCAAUGACACUAGUGGAACCGGUCAUCACAACUUUAAUCAGUAUCAUUUUUUCACACUCCCAUUAAGUUGGAAUAUAUGUAAAAUAAUAUGGAGAUAUACCAUUUCUAGAUUUUCUAAUAGACAAGACGAUGAAGAAUUGGGUUCCAACCAACCAGAAAGAUUUAGCAACACCGUUCUAGAAUAUAACACUGGCUUAAAUGAGCAUGGGAAUCAAUUAGUCGCUUCUCUUAAUGAAGAGUGUGCAGUAUAUGUUGAGGAAGAAGAUGAUGAUUAUGUAUUAGAAGAAGUAUUAUCUGAUCAAGAGGAUGAAAUAAUAGAACACAAUAAUUUCGAUGAUCAAGUAGAAGAUGACAUGGAUCUGCUGAAUUUAAUGUUGACUGCUGAUAUAGGUGCUAUGAAAGACGGUAGACAAGAAGAGGAGGAUAAAGAACAAUAUUGGUUAAGGGAAGUGACUCCUAUUAUUGGAGCCCAUUUAAUGGAAGAUCAAAGAAUGACUAGAUCUCAAUAUAUGAAAGCACGAAACAAUUCUAUUUUUAGCAUUGGAAAUCUUACAGAUGGUAAUUCACAUAUGUUUCAUAAUAAGACUUUAGAUUUACCAUGUGCUGUUUGCAAAACUAAUGAAAGGUGUAUAAUUUUAUGGCCGUGUAGAUGUUUUGCAUUAUGCGAGAAUUGUCGGGUUUCCUUGGCGUUAAGAGGUUAUGAAAGAUGUGUAUAUUGUCGACAAAGUGUUUCUGGUUACAGUAAAGUUGAAAUACAAUAA